AUGGCGACGGAGCUCGAAGAAUUGCUGGAAUUUCUUUCCUCGCCUUCUCCGCCACUGAAGAAGGCAGCGGUUGGUAUUGUUCGAGACUUAACUGGGUCCGAAGAUGGAUUGAUGUCUCUUUCUACACAUGCAAACAGUGUGCUUCCCUCCCUGUCUCGGCUCUUAAGUGAUAACAAGGAAGUCUCUGAGCCAGCAGCAGAAGCUCUUGUGAAUCUCUCACAGAACUCAAGUUUGGGUGGAAGGAUGGUCGAUAUGGGAAUGAUUAAAACAGCUAUUGAUCUGUUGUACAAACCUAAUUCUACGCUUACCCGCUUGCUAGUAAUGCUCUUGGUUAACCUCACUCAGUCGGAUGCCGGUAUUUCAUCCUUGCUUCAGGCUGAUGAUGAGAAGAUGCAAGGAUUGUAUGUGAUGAAGCUUGUGAGGUCGUUUUGUGGAUCCUCCAGUGACAAUGAAGAUGAUCCAUUUGACCAUGUUGGUUCAAUUCUUGUAAACAUCUCAAAGAAAGAAGCUGGAAGACGAAUGUUGCUGGAUUCUAAACGAGGACUGCUGAAGCAGAUUCUCAGACAGUUCGAUUCAACUAGUCCACUGCGCAAGAAAGGAGUAUUUGGAACAGUCCAUAACUGCUGCUUUGACGCUGAAAAUCAACUCCAGCAUUUGCUUACAAUAUCUGAGUUUCUCUGGCCGGCUCUACUGCUACCUGUUGCUGGUAACAAGAUAUACAGCAAAGAAGACUUAUCAAAAAUGCCCCCUGAACUUGCUAGCGCUCUCUCAAUUGAACGUGAACCCUGGGAUGAUCCCGGCAUUCGUGUACAAGCACUAGAGGCUAUUUACUUGGUUAUAUUGCAGGAGGCAGGUCUGAGAAACUUUUGGUCUGUCAAUGGACCGCGCAUACUACAAGUUGGAUAUGCAGACGAGUCAGAUCCCAAAGUAAUGGAAGCAUACGAGCGAGUCGGCUCCUGUCUGGUGCAGCAAUCCAUGGGAGAAGAUCCCAUUGACGUUUCUCAGGAAGGAGAAUAG
Messenger RNA from Linum trigynum, 1017 nucleotides. The record is from the annotation of a GenBank genome assembly. NCBI's taxonomy places the organism in Eukaryota, Viridiplantae, Streptophyta, Magnoliopsida, Malpighiales, Linaceae.